UACAACCAUAUAACAGUUCUCAGAUAAAAUCAAAUUAACCUAUAGUUGAGUAGUUUGGAGCAUUCUGAGAUGGCAGGUCGAAAUCAAGAAAGAUCUGUCCAACGUCGUGUUGGAGGUCGAGGUGAUAAUGAUUUGAGUAAGGUUGAAUUCGAAACAUCCGAGGAAGUUGAUGUCACUCCAACAUUCGACUCAAUGGGAUUGCGGGAUGAUCUUCUGAGAGGAAUUUAUGCUUAUGGUUUUGAGAAACCAUCAGCCAUUCAACAGAGAGCUAUCAAGCAAAUUAUGAAAGGCCGGGAUGUGAUCGCUCAAUCUCAGUCUGGAACUGGUAAAACAGCAACAUUUUCAAUCUCAUGUCUCCAAAUGAUCGAUACUUCAAUUAGAGAAACGCAAGCUCUUAUUCUUGCUCCAACUAGAGAGCUCGCUCAACAAAUACAAAAGGUUAUUCUUGCACUCGGCGAUUACAUGUCCGUUCAAUGUCACUCUUGUAUUGGUGGAACCAACGUUGGAGAGGACAUCAGAAAACUUGAUUAUGGUCAACACAUUGUAUCUGGAACACCUGGAAGAGUUUUUGACAUGAUAAGAAGAAGAAAUCUUCGUACUCGUGCCAUCAAACUUCUAAUUCUUGAUGAAUCAGAUGAAAUGUUAAACAAAGGAUUUAAAGAACAGAUUUAUGAUGUUUACAGAUAUCUUCCACCAGCCAUACAGGUUUGCCUGAUCAGUGCCACAUUGCCACAUGAAAUCUUGGAGAUGACGAACAAAUUUAUGACAGAUCCUAUAAGAAUUUUAGUCAAACGUGAUGAAUUGACUUUGGAAGGAAUAAAACAAUUCUUUGUUGCUGUUGAAAAAGAAGAAUGGAAGUUUGAUACAUUAUGUGAUCUCUACGAUACUCUCACCAUCACCCAAGCUGUCAUUUUUUGUAAUACUAAGCGUAAGGUUGAUUGGUUGACAGAGAAAAUGCGUGAAGCAAACUUUACUGUAUCGUCAAUGCAUGGUGACAUGCCACAGAAAGAAAGAACAGAAAUUAUGAAAGAAUUUCGAUCUGGUUCCAGUCGGGUUCUCAUCUCCACUGAUGUAUGGGCGAGAGGGCUUGAUGUUCCACAGGUAUCUUUGAUUAUCAACUAUGAUCUGCCAAACAAUCGUGAGUUGUACAUUCAUCGUAUCGGUAGAUCGGGAAGAUAUGGAAGAAAGGGUGUCGCCAUCAACUUUGUGAAAAAUGAUGACAUUCGUAUCUUGCGUGAUAUUGAACAGUACUACAGUACACAGAUCGAUGAAAUGCCCAUGAAUGUUGCUGAUUUAAUCUGAAGAUGGAGGAGGUUGAAAACAAGAAAAUGGUUGUUGAAAGCACUGUACAUUCGUUUGCAGUUGGAUUGUAGUAGUAUCUUGAAUGAUUGUCCAUACAUUGCUAGUAUCUUGCAUUUGAUAUGCCUAAAUCCAUAAGAAAUGUGCUCCUGUUUUUACUCUAUUAUGUGUAUACAAUCAUUUUUAGUCUUGCUGAGAUUUUUCACGUUUGAAAUGGUUUAGUCGGCGCUUGUGAAAAUACUUAAUUCAUUUUAUCCAAGAAAUUUCCCCCAUUUAUUUUCGACUCGAGAAUACAUAGGCAGCGCUGUAUUGAAGCAUAUUCAACUGCUUAAUCAUUAGUUUAUCAGGCUUUGAAUAUAUCAGAGAAUUUUAGCAUAUUUUUUUCAGUGCCACGCCAAAUUCUGAAAAAUGGUUUUUACACUCUCUUCCGGUUACACUCCGAAAAAAUUCCCUUUGAAGCUUCUAAAUUAUCGAGGAUGGUAUCAUAUGGCUCUUGUAUGAAUUUGUAAAUAAAGUUGAAAAAUCUG
Molecule: messenger RNA, 1826 nt
Organism: Styela clava
Lineage: Eukaryota; Metazoa; Chordata; Ascidiacea; Stolidobranchia; Styelidae
Product: eukaryotic initiation factor 4A-III
Molecular function (GO): RNA helicase activity; ATP binding; nucleic acid binding
Source: RefSeq, a predicted model, not a curated record